AUGGCGCUUGAGCCGCCCGUCGGCCAUACCUGGUCGCAGCCAUCACAACCGUCCAGUAUCGAGAACAGCGACAGCCCUGGGCGCUUAGCCAGACUGUACAGCAAUCUGGAUCCAGAGCUGGUUCGAGCCGUUCCACUGAACGCUUGCUUGGCGUGCUGGGGACGCCAUUUCCGGAACGAAUAUGAGGGCAUGUUCUCCGUCGACAAGUCGAACUAUCAUAUCAGCCAAAAGACUGACCAGAUCGGUAAUUUUCUUAGCCACGAUUGGGGUACCAGCCGGAUCCUCAAGGUGCUGACCCUACUUUGGAUGUUCAACAUCAGAGCCGCCACGAUUGCAACCUUGCUUAUGAGUUGCAUCCUUGGCUUCCUCCGCAUCUUGUGCAUCCGAGUACGGGCACCAUGCUGGACCAUUGGCACCUUCUUCGGCUACGCGACAUUCGUGAUUUUUCUCUGCUGGUGGCAACGAAUUCAAUCUCUCUUUGGCUUCAGGCGCUUGGUUUUCCUGGAUAAGCUGUGCAUCGCCCAGCACGAUGCGGAGCUGAAGCAGCAGGGAAUCCUAGGAUUAGCCGGCUUCUUAGAGAAGUCGAAGACGCUCACGAUCUUGUGGACGCCACGUUGGGCAACCCGCCUUUGGUGCACGUACGAGUUGGCAGCGUUUAUGCAGCAGGAUGCGAACAAGCCGAUCGAGCUCAUGCCGGUGAAGAUGGCUGGCAUUCUGCUGAUGCAGUGUGCUUGCUGGGCGGCGAUCGCUGUUGCCCACGCCAUUGUCUCUUACCUGGAUCAGGGAGUUGAUGCUGAUGAUGCUGAUACGGCCUAUCAGCUGACGCUUUUCCGCCUGGGAGUCUUCAGUGUGAUCGUGGUCGCUCUCCUCAUUUCGAUGGUGCACACGGGCCUGUGGUUCAUGAAAGAGUUGGCCGAGCUGCCAGGGCAGCUGAAAGCCUUUCGGAUACAAGAUGCCGCAUGCUACUGCUGUGCACACAGCCACCGUCAUCCAAAGACGGGGGCAAAGAUUCCGUGUGAUCGAGAGUACGUGUACUGGAUGAUUCGAAGGUGGUUCCAUGAUCCAGAAGCACCGGGGGAGUCGCACCUGGAUUCGUUCAAUGCCCUGGUGAGAGAGCAGCUGGCACCUUUGGUGCUCAAACAUGCAGGUGGGAGCACGCUGCCUUUGAGUUACGCUCUGUAUGCCUGUGCCGCCUGCAACUUGCCCUGGCUCAUCGACUACAUUCCCUGGUGGUGGGCUGCGGACUAUUCAGGAGAGAAGACUGGCAUUGCAUUCUUUUUGUGGUGGCUCCGUGGCAUGAUGCUGUGGGGUUACCACGCUCUUCUGCAGCUGGCAAUGAUGCGCAUCUGCACGAUGAUGUGGAAAGCCUUGCUGCCACUGGCAGACAGAAUCUGGCGUGUUGUACUGACAACGGUGCAGACUGUCGUGAUGCUCGUCAUUGCGUUGGUUCUCUGGCUGGCGUUUCGCGUUGUGUACCAGGUCACAGACAGCACGAGUUUGCUGCCUUCCGUGCCCUUUUGCGCUCUCGUCAUCCUGGACAUCGCCCUUUUCUGGCGAUCUGGAGAGCAAGUUCCAGCACCUGACAAACCAGAUCAUAAAGAAGCAGGUCCGUCUUCAUCCCAUGCCGCGGAGCCUCAACCACACGAUGUCGAGAAGAAGGCCGGAGAUGCUGGAAUUCCUCCCGGUCACACCUUCGCCUUGCACCGUGCCGCAGCAGAGGCCGAAGGGCCAGGGCCACUGAUAGAAGUGAAGCUAUAG
Molecule: messenger RNA, 1758 nt
Organism: Symbiodinium sp. CCMP2456
Lineage: Eukaryota; Dinophyceae; Suessiales; Symbiodiniaceae
Source: the annotation of a GenBank genome assembly